GAGAGAGAAGAAGGAGGAGGUUCUGGUUUUUAUUAUCCUAUCCAAAAACUCAGCUCAGCUCAGUGUUGUUUCUUCCUUCACAAAAGGAUUUUGCAGAAGGUUUUGAGCAAUGGCGGCUCUGCAGAGCUCCUUUACUGGUCUCUCCAUCUCCUCCACCUCUUUCUUCGGCCAACGCUUCUCUCCUCCUCUCUCCCUUCCUCUGGUUAAAUCAACAGAAGGUCCAUGUUUGAUUACAGCAAAGCUUAAGCGAUGGGAGCGUAAAGAAUGUAAGCCAAACAGUCUUCCAGUACUACACAAAAUGCAUGUAAGGCUGGGUGAUACUGUAAAGGUAAUAUCCGGCCAUGACAAAGGUAAAAUCGGAGAGAUCACCGAGAUCAUCAAGCACAACAGCAAAGUAGUAGUAAAAGAGGUGAACUUGAAAACCAAGCAUGUGAAAAGUCGGAGUGAGGAGGAACCAGGCCAGAUAGUCAAGAUUGAAGCUCCUAUUCACAGCUCAAACGUGAUGCUUUACUCAAAAGAGCAGAAGGUAACCAGUCGGGUGGGCCACAAAACGUUAGACAAUGGAAAAAGAGUCCGGUACCUCAUUAAAACUGGGGAAAUCAUCGAUAGUGCAGAGAACUGGAAGAAAGCAGUCAAAGAGAAGGGGAAAACAACAGAAGCAGUAGCUGCUGCUUCCUAGGAGAUCCACUGGUCUGUAAAUUCUAGUUCGAUUUUGCUAAUUUUGAAAUAUUAUGAUUCUGUUAUCACCUUCACCUUUUUAAAUCAGUAACAGAAGAUUUUAUAUUAAAGUACAUUUUACUCAAA
Messenger RNA from Solanum tuberosum (potato), 804 nucleotides. RefSeq names its product 50S ribosomal protein L24, chloroplastic. The record is from RefSeq and is a predicted model, not a curated record. Gene Ontology annotation, cellular component: ribosome. Gene Ontology annotation, biological process: translation. Bases 110 to 679 code for a protein of 189 amino acids. The transcript has 4 exons. Lineage: Eukaryota; Viridiplantae; Streptophyta; Magnoliopsida; Solanales; Solanaceae. Gene Ontology annotation, molecular function: structural constituent of ribosome; RNA binding.